AUGCUUGGCCACGUUUCUAUCCGUGUUUCAGAUCUUGAAGCCUCAAUCGACUUUUAUUUGGCGGCUCUAGCCCCUCUGUCCUAUAAAGAGAUGCGUUUCCCAACUGUUGUCGGACUUGGCCCAACUUCAUCCGCAGCUCCCAUUCCUGACUUCUGGCUCCGCCAGCAUAGCCGUGGGCCACAAAACGGCCACGCAACCAAGCCAACGCCGGUGCACGUCUCAUUCUAUGUCAGCGAGCGCAGGCUUGUGGAUGACUUUCAUGCUGCAGGAAUUCGCGCUGGAGGAUCGGACAAUGGGCAGCCUGGAGAGCGGCCUUGGUUAGAGGGAUACUACGCUGCUUACGUUUUGGACUUGGAUGGCAAUAACAUUGAAGUGGUUUGCUUUUCUAAGCAGACUGAGGCUGCCUCGUGA
Ilyonectria robusta is the source of this 411-nucleotide messenger RNA. RefSeq names its product glyoxalase-like domain protein. The record is from RefSeq and is a predicted model, not a curated record. Lineage: Eukaryota; Fungi; Ascomycota; Sordariomycetes; Hypocreales; Nectriaceae. Bases 1 to 411 code for a protein of 136 amino acids. The transcript has 2 exons.